AUGGGAUUUCUUUGGAUAUUUAACUGCUGUAAAGCACAGCAGGAGGAUGAUGAUGCAGAACAAUGGUUCUUUGCCAGGGAGUGUGAAGCAGUUUGGUAUGGGUUUGACUCUGAAUGGGAAUCCAUACAAGACAGAAAGCAGAGGCUUAAAAAAUACAGCCUGGAAGAUCUUAAGAAACAACUAGAACUGUUUGGUAUCACUAUAGUUGAAGAAAAAGGGCAAAAGAAGCACAAGAGCGAGAAGAAGAUGAAGAGAGAGUAUAGGAAACUUCUCAUGCGAAGGAUGAAGAUAGUGGAGACUGAGAGGGCAAGAAGGUCAGUGCAAUUUAGGAGAAUGAAGCCAGAAGAGAAGAUGGAUUUGGUGAAGAGGGAACCAAAUGACUUGGACCAGGAGAGUGAAAACACACAUGACGAAAAGCAGAGCUUGAAGACAUCUGAAGAGCUGAUUCCUCAGCAGCAGGGUCUGAGGGCAACGCUGAGGGUGGAGGCCCAGGAAAGAGAAGACAACAAGGAAGACAUAAAGGAUGAGGAAGUUGAAAAGGUGAAUGACAAAGACUGCACAGAUGCACAAGAGACAGGAAGGAAACAAGAAUUAGACUUGAGGACCAAGACACGUGGGGAGAAGGAGGAAGAGGAAGAAACAGACUUCAACAAGAUCAAUGAAGAGGAUGACAGCCUGAAGGGGGGGAAGCGUGAGAAAAGUGUUAUAAAGGAAUGUGAGGUGAAGUUAGAGGAGAGUGAGAAAAAACAGGAAAACACAGAUGAUGGUGUGGCCUCUGGGACAAUGGCAACAGUCUCAUUGGAGUUGCAGAAUGAGGAUCACGAGGAGAAGCAAGAAGAGGCCACAGUUAAGGAGGAGAGAGUGUACAACGAUGGGAAAGUAAAGGAUGAUGAGGAGCUGAUUGAAGAGAAAGAGGAAGGAGUUAACGUGAAGGGAAAGGAAGGGCAAGAGGAGGUGACAGAAUGUGUGGUGGAGAUUAAAGAGAAAAAUGUGGAGGAUAUUGACAUGGCCACAGCUUUGGUGACAACCAAAAAAGUCAGUGAUAUGAUCCAGAGUAAUGAAGUUCAAAAGGAAGAGCCAGAUGUGGCGGUCUUGGAGAAGGAGGGGGUGAAAGAAGAUGGAAUGGAGGAGAAAGAGAUUGAGGAGAAAGAAGAGGAGGAAAAGGACAGGAAGUUGCAGGAGGUGCAAGAAGAGGUGAAGGACUGUAUGGUGGAUGUAGAGGAGGAGGUUGAGGAAAAUGCAGAUGAUGAGAACACACACUCUUUGGAUUUGGCACAGAAUGGGAAUCAAGAGAAGGAGGAGGAGAAGGCCGCAGAGAAGGAUAUGAUGAGCAAAGAUGAGACAAAAGAGAGUAGAGUGGAGGAUGAUAAAGAAGUAGUGAUAAAAGAAAAGGAGGAGCUAGCGGAGGUGCAGGAAGAAAAGAAAGCAGAGGACAUGAAGGUGAAGGAGGAGCAGGAGAAGGUGGAGAUUAUGGUGGAGAGAAAACAGAAGCAGGUGGAUAUAACUGAUGGGACUGUGGCCAUGGAGAUGAGACCAGAGGUUUCCCUGAUUACAGAGAGAAACGCCACCCUAAUUGAAAACAGAAGAGGUGGGAAGUCAAAAAACAAACGCAAUCAACCGGAGGUGUACAAGCCACCUAUGAUGACAAAAGAGGAAAAUGGACAGAGCAUGAAAGAUGGACAUCAACUUGGGUUUGAGAACCAAAACAGGAGAAGAGAAGGUCAAAAUACAAGAAAGGAGGUUUGGAGAGGACCAAAUGUAUACGGGAAAAAUCCCAAUAGAUACAGGGGAGAUCCAAAGAAAUACUGGAGAGAACCAAACAGAUGCUGGGGACAACAAAAGACAUCUUCAGGACAUACAGUGGAGGAUGGAAAGGAGCUGAUGGACAACAAAGGAAAGGAAGAUGAGAAAAAGAAGGCAAAGGAGAAGGAGGACAUGAAGGUGCAGAAGGAGCAAGAGGAAGUGAAGGAGUGUGUGUUAGAGGUAGAGGAGAAAGAGAAGGAAGACACAGAUGAUGGGACUGUGGCCGUAGAGACUGCACUGAAGGUCUCUCUGGGUGAGUAA
Messenger RNA from Sardina pilchardus (European sardine), 2064 nucleotides. RefSeq names its product golgin subfamily A member 6-like protein 24. The transcript is spliced from 7 exons. The record is from RefSeq and is a predicted model, not a curated record. NCBI's taxonomy places the organism in Eukaryota, Metazoa, Chordata, Actinopteri, Clupeiformes, Clupeidae. The coding region runs from base 1 to 2064 and encodes 687 amino acids.